Messenger RNA from Chiloscyllium plagiosum (whitespotted bambooshark), 7557 nucleotides. The record is from RefSeq and is a predicted model, not a curated record. NCBI's taxonomy places the organism in Eukaryota, Metazoa, Chordata, Chondrichthyes, Orectolobiformes, Hemiscylliidae.
AUGUGCUUACUCCGUGAAGACAGUCCCCCGAGGUUGGAAUCAAACCCAGUACCAAAUGCCGUGACAAAUGUAAUCCUUGUCAAUCACAACACCACUUCAAUUACUCUGGGAUGGAACCGCCAGGCAGACUAUAAGGCUGACUACAGAUAUAAGGUGGAGACAAUUGGAGAUCCAUCUUCAAACAGCACUGUUAUUGAUGAGUCUGUUACAGUGGUGGAUCUGAACCCUGGGACAAAAUACACAUUCAGCGUGUUCACACUGGUGGGAGAUGGUACAUCAUCAGGUCCAGUCACAGUGUCUUUUACAACAGUACCAAAUGCAGUGGCUAAUGUAACCCUUGUGAGUCGCAACACCACUUCAAUCACUCUGAGAUGGAACCGCCAAGCAGACUAUAAGGCUGAGUACAGAUAUAAGGUGGAGACAAUUGGAGAUCCAACUUCAAAUAGCACUGUUAAUGUUGAGUCUACUACAGUGGUGGAUCUGAACCCUGGGACAAAAUACAUAUUCAGAGUGUUGACACUGGCGGAAGAUGGUACAGCAUCAGAUCCGAUCACAGUUUCCUUUACAACAGCACCAAAUGCCGUGGCUAAUGUAACCCUUGCGAGUCGCAACACAACUUCAAUUACUCUGAGAUGGGACCGCCAGUCAGACUAUAAGGAUGAGUACAGAUAUAAGGUGGAGACGAUUGGAGAUGUGUCUUCAAAUAGCACUGUUUCUGAUGAGUCUAUUACAGUGGUGGAUCUGAAUCCUGGGACCAAUUAUACAUUCAGUGUAUUCACACUGGCGGCAGGUGGUACAGCAUCAGAUCCAGUUACAGUUUCUUUUACAACAGAACCCAAUGAAGUACAGGAUGUGAUGGUGGUGGAAGCUGGCACCAACUUUGUAACCCUGAGUUGGAAUCGAUCCCCAGAUUUUAAGGAAGAGUAUGAGUACAUGGUGCUGACCAAGGGAAACCCAGCCCCUUUGGGUGAUAAUGGAAGCAUAACUGUGCCAAGUGAGAAUGCUACUGUAAAAGGACUGACGUCUGGAACAGAGUACAAUUUUACCGUAAUAACACUGGCAGCAGAUGGGACUCAGUCAGAUUCAGCGACAAUAUCUAACUACACAAGACCUGUCCAGAUACCGCCAGAGAAUAUUACAGUUGAGAAUAAUGGCACAACCAACACUUUGAUUGUCUCCUGGGUUUCUCCAUCCGGCAAUGUGGAUAAAUUCUUUGUCCUUGUUCAAGAUAUCAGGAGUUUAAAACAGCAAACCGACAGUAAGGAUUCUACAAUGCCGAUAACAUUCAUCGAUCUUCAACCUGGGCGAGAGUACAACGUCACUGUGAUUACAAGCAGUGGACCUUUCAAUGUAUCUUCUGAAAAUAAGCUUGGUAGAACAGUUCCCAGUAUUCCUGGAAAUAUCACUGUGACCAACUUCAACACUAAUUCUAUCUCACUAAACUGGGGCGCGCCUGCAGAUAUGGAAGACGGACAUUAUACUUUCAACGUCACCUACAGAGAUGAUUCCAAUACUGAGUCAAUAACAGCAAGUACAAACUCCACCACAAUUUCAAAUCUUAGUUCUGGAACUAAUUAUAGCAUUUCUGUGGCGACCAUUGGACCUGGUGAUUUGCAGAGUGGAUUUGUGAAAACGACUCAAUACACAAAGCCAAACCCAGUGAGGAACGUACAGAUUGUCAGUGUUACCACGAGCUCCAUAACUUUGAAUUGGUCCCAACCACUAGAAUAUAGAAAUGAGUAUUCAUAUAAGGUUGAGACCAAGAGAAUUGAAGCAUCUUCCAGUGACAGUAGAAGUGAAAUUGUAAGAGAUGAAAAUGCUACUGUGGAUAGUUUGAUCCCUGGAACUAAUUAUUCGUUCACCAUUAUCACCCUGGUAGCUGAUAACAUAUCAGCUGAUCCUGUGAUGGUAUCGAGCUACACAAGACCUGUCCGUAUACCAACCGAAAACAUCACAGUCAAUAAUAGCGGCAUGAUAAACACAUUGAUCAUCUCCUGGGCUGCUCCUCCUGGCAACGUGGAGAACUUUUUUGUAUUUGUUCAAGAUAUAAAAGAUUUGUCACUACAAGUCAGAAGCACGGAUACCACAUUGCCACUAACAUUCACCAAUCUUCGUCCUGGACGAGAGUACAAUGUCACUGUGAUAACUAACAGUGGGCCUUUCAAUGAAACCUCUGACUAUGUGCAAGUUGCAACAGUUCCCAGUGUUCCAGGGACUUUAAAUGUGACCAACUUUGGUACGACUUUCAUCUCAUUAAACUGGGGAUUACCUGAAGACAUGGAUGAUGGAAGCUUUGCCUUCAAUGUCACCUACAACAACGGUUCUGUCACUGAUUCUAUCAAGGAAAACACAACGUCCACUAACAUUACAAACCUUACUUCGGGAACUAAUUAUACCAUCUCUGUGGCCACAGUUGGACCUGGACAAUUCAAAAGUGACUUUGUGUCAACAACUCACUUCACCAAACCAAAUCCUGUAAAUGACCCACAAAUAGUACAGAUUGAGACAACCAGCAUAAUCCUGAGUUGGACAAGACCUGAGCAGUAUAAAGCUGAAUAUCGGUACAGGAUACUGACAGAUGGAAACCCACCACCCAUGCUUGGUAAUGGAAGUAAAACUGUAAGAAGUGAAAAUGGUACUGUGAUGGGACUGACACCUGGAACCAACUACACAUUUUCCAUUAUCACUCUGGCAAAGGAUGGCACUGAAGCAGACCCAGUUGUCCUAGCCAAUUAUACAGAACCUCUGAAAAUACCAGUAGGAAAUAUCACUCUGAGCCAUGAGGACACGACUGAUUCACUGACCAUUUCCUGGAUCCGUCCACCCGGAGGUGUUGACAGCUUCAUUGUUGACAUUGAAGAUUGUGCAAAUCCAGCAGAAUUCAGAAAUACCACCACAGUGUCAUCAUCAACAAAUAGUAUAGUGUUCAACAACCUACGCCCUGGAAGAUUGUAUUGUGUAAACUUGGCAACAAUAACUGGGCCCCAUCGCAUAACUUCAGAUUCUGUAAAAGAAGCCACAAUUCCCACACCACCUGGACCCAUAAACGUGACUAGCUUUACUACUUCCACCAUUGACUUUGAGUGGGGACGGCCUGAGAAUAUGGAUAUCGGAACCUACAACUUUACUGUUACUUACCACAAAACGCAAACAACUAAUAGUAACACCACCAAAUCUGAGGAAAUUAACAAAUCCAGUAUUGACAACUUAGAAUCCGGAACCAGCUACACCAUAACUAUUGUAACUACUAUCCCUCAAAAUUUGAACAGUAGCUCUGUAACAAGAUCUCAAACUACAAAACCAAACCCCAUCAGAAAUCCUGAAGUUGUAAGUAGCAACACCGUAUCAAUAAAUCUGACCUGGGAAGAGCCACUUGAGUACAAGAGUGAGUACACGUACAGAGUGAAAACAGAUGGAAAUCCAUCUUCCGAAAAGAAGGUCAAUACCAGUUAUAUUGUUCUCAGUGACUUGACGCCAGGAGCUAAGUUCACAUUCACCAUCUUCACCCUGGCAGCAGAUAGCACUAAAUCAGACUCUGCCAUUUUAGACCAGUGCACAGAGGCAGCUACAGUUAAUCCUUCUUCACUGAAGUGUACAGGAAUGGAGCUCCAGCCUGUCCUUAAAUUGGAGUGGGACUGUCCAACUGGAGUGAACACCGGCUUUGUUAUUAAAGCAGCAAACUCCAGCACUCUCCUAACUCAUAAUGCUUCGAGCUGUGCCUCAGGAAUUCAAGAAUUCAUGCUGAACGAUAUUGCAUUCUUCACACACUAUUCAUUGAAUAUCACUACCGUGUCAUGUGGUGCAUCGAGCACACCGACCAGUAUCGACUGCACGUCCGGCAUUACACACCCACCUGUGCCUGCUGGUAAAUUACAAGUGCCAAGUCCAGAAGUUACCCACAAAUCCAUUACAUUCGAGAUCAGAGAAAAUGCAUUUAGCUCCGACAAUGGGCCACUUGAAGCAAUUGCUGUGAUUGUUACAAAAGAAGAUAACAGUAGAAGCCCUGAUGCAGCAGCUCUUGAAACAGUGUAUAGUUCUGUCAGUCCAACUUACGUAACUCAAAUUGUCAGUAUUACUAAUGCAGCUCGGAUAACUAGGGGACCUGCUUUGUCUGCUCCCAUCACUGUCGAUGUAGGCAACAAUGCUAAAAGUCAUGGAUAUGUUAAUCAAGAGUUGACUCCUUUAACCGCAUACCGAGUCAGCUUGGCUGGAUUUACAAAAAUAACAUUUAAUUCAGACGAUAAAAUCAAUUCAAAUGCAUCCUUCUACUCGGUGUAUGAAUACUCGGAGAAGAUUUUCUUGAAACAAAAUCCAGAUGUUAUUAUUGGAGCUGUGGUCGGAACCAUCCUAGGUGCAGCAGUCAUAAUCCUCUUGGUUGUGCUGCUUUUCUUGUGGAAGAGAAGAACCAAGUCCAACAAUGGGAAUUUAAUUCCAAUCCCGAAUAUCAGGGAAGCAAGGCGUGCCAUUAAUGUGGACUACUUUGAAGGAUAUUUCAGUAAACAGCAUGCUGACUCUGACUGUGGAUUUGCUGAGGAAUAUGAGGAACUGAAGACAAUUGGAACCUUUCAGUCAACGCAAGUCGCCCAGCAACCCCUGAACAAGCCAAAGAAUCGUUAUAAUAAUGUCUUGCCCUAUGAUGCAAGUCGAGUUAAACUCUCUGUCACUGCAGACCCAUCAAGUGAUUACAUCAAUGCUAAUUUCAUGCCGGGCUAUAACUCAAAGAAAGAGUUCAUUGCUGCACAGGGACCACUAAUGAAUACAGCCAGUGAUUUCUGGCGAAUGAUUUGGGAACAUUAUGUGCCAGCUAUCGUCAUGCUUACCAAAUGUGUGGAGCAAGGAAGGGCAAAAUGUGAGCAGUACUGGCCGACCGAACGCCCUCUCAUCUUUGAAGACAAAAUUGUUACUUUGACAUCGGAAAUAGUUCUCCAGGACUGGACCAUCAGGGACUUCACAAUAGUAAAGGAUAAAUCUGGAGAGAAACGUGCUCUCCGGCAUUUUCACUUUACAGGUUGGCCUGACCAUGGAGUUCCAUCCACCACUGGAGUCCUUAUUGAGUUCCGGAACCUUGUGCGACAGUACAUCAAUCAGUACCCAAUGAGUGGACCCACUGUAGUCCACUGCAGUGCUGGAGUUGGUCGAACAGGGACGUUUAUUUCCAUCGAUCGUGUGAUUUAUCAGAUCGACAAUGAAAGAAAGGUUGAUAUCUGGGGGAUAGUUUAUGAGCUGCGAAUGAACCGGCCACUGAUGGUACAGACUGAGUCGCAGUAUGUCUUCCUGAACCAAUGUGCCAUGGAGUACAUCAAAGCAAGCAAACAGAAACCUGAUGAUAUAAUCUAUCAAAACACUCCAGCCCUCAUCUACGAGAAUGCCUCUGCCAUUCGAGCAGCUCACGGGGCCAAUGGCCACGCACUUUAAUGGGAACAGCCUUGGAGCUGCCUUUUUUAAUUCAACUGCACCUUUCACUAAUUUUAUUUUGUAAAUUACAAAUGUUUAUUUUUUAAGAGGAACAUGUGUUCAUUCAUAAGACAUGUUUAAAAUGUGUGCCUUUUUAAUGCUGAUUUGCGAAUUUUUUUUCAAAAUAUAAAACUGUAGAAUAAUAGCUGGGAAAUACCCAGGAAACUGUAGGCAAUCUUUGCCAAACCUUCCACAACUUGAAGGAACACUUUGAGAAUCUUCCACGUAAUUCAUUGCAUUUUUUACAACACUUUUCAUAGGUGUACAGAUAUGGGUACUCUCUGUAAUUUCACUUUUUAUGUGCAAGGUAAGCACUUCUAGGUAACACUAGUUAGCGUCUGAAAUAGAGACUUUCUUUCACAGGAGUGUCUCAAAAAUAUUGAACCUUCCCAUCUUUCUGGCAAUUCUAUCAACUUAAUAAUUUAUCCAAGCCACUGAAGCACAAUGUCUGCAGGCUUUAUUCUUAUAAAACACGCAGAAAUGCAAAACUUUAAAGUUAUCACUAGAAUCUGGCACAAACUGUGAAAGUUGUUUCCUAACGUGGAUCUCCCAUAAGUGCAGUCAUGAAACCUGAUAACAUUGAAGCCACUUUUCACAAUGAUUGCUUUGUUCAAAUCAACCUAAUCAAAAAGGAGCUCUUUCUGGAAAGUAUCAGAGCAUCAAAUGAAGUGGGGAACAUGUUUCUGAACUUAUUGGUUAUCAGUGUUCACUAGAUCACCCAGCAUGCCCUACAGGAUAAAAUUAUUUGAUUCUUCCAUUUUCCAUUUCUGUGGUGAAUAAAUGUUCACCAUGCAUUAUAGCACCCGAAUCAAUAUGCAGUCAGCCUGCAAGUUAUUCACCGACUUAACGAAGCUGUUUCUCAUACAUUUUGAAUAACCUACGUCUUACUAGGCUUUACUCAAAUGUACUGAGCUUUACAUUGUAACUAAUGGACAUAAGAAUAACAGGAAGCAGUUUAGACAGCAGAGAGUCCAUUCUGCACAUAUGCACCUCCUGAAUGACCCGCUGAAUGUAAAGUCACUCCUGGAUUUGGAUAUCCAUAAAACAUUGUAUAAAACAAAAUGUUUAUUUUGUCUUGCAAAUUUAAUAUUUUAAUUGCUUUCAACACUGAAACAUAUUUGAAUUGAGCCUUUGAAGAACCUGUUUCGGAGCAGUCAGUCUUGGCGAAUGCCGAGAGGCAGUUAAAUCUGAGUUUAUUUUCAAGCAAGUCAUGAGAGAUCUUUAAAUCAGGAUGAUCAGGUGAAGUGUCACUGUACUAAGCAGUAGUGGGAACCUGUCAGUGUGAGCCAAUAUCUUUAAAUAUAUUAGUUAAUAAGUUGAAGGAGUAUACUAUGUACAUUUUGAAUCUUGAACUUGCAGUGAAGAAGUGAUUAAAUGUUUAGUGUCAAUGUAUUUUAUAGCUUGAUGCUCAGUCUUAGUAACCUAAUUUCAGAGCUGAUGCAUCAAUCUGUUCUAAGUUUGGGCAGUUAUGCAUUUGUAAGAUUUUAGUCCUGUAGUGAAUAAGUGAAAGUCAGCAAACCACAUCCAGUUACGAUCACUUUGUAACUCAUGCAUUAUCCAAAGCCAUCAUUACAGCCGGAGUAUUUUCGUUAUUCUGUUUAUCAUGAAGAACUUUAAAUGAAACACAUGCUUUAUUCAGGGAUUAGAAAGCUACCACAUCAGUGGGAAUUGCUGCUUGGGAAAAGGGCUGACCCUCAAUCAUUGUCACUAUUUCUUUCCAAGCUGUUACCUGGCAAAUAGAUUGGCAAUUACUAAAUAAUCACUCGUGGGUAUUGGCACUGACAUGAGAUUGUCUGGAAAUAGUGAACUAUUUGACUUCGUUUGGGAAUGGGGAAUAAUUGACAAAGCCAAAACUUGGUUUGAAAUUUUAAAUAAAAGUGGAUUGAGCAAUGAAAUUGUGUUAAAUUGGAAUUGUUUUAAAAAACUGAAACUAUCAAUUUUAAUUUGGAAUUUGGAGACAUUGGAGAUGAGUUACUUGUAUGUUAAGUUAUGGAGUUUGGGGGAAAGUAAUUAUGUUUAUAUUUUAAGAGAUGGCGGUGUUGGACUGGAGUGUACAAAGUUAAAACUCACAGAACACCAGGUUAUAGUCCAGCAGGUUUCAUU